AUGCUUCCUUUAUCAUAGAAAAAAUAAUCCCCAUUCGCAGGCCGCACCCAAAGCCCACCGGAGCAGGAUGAGUUCGUCUCGCCGGCGCCGCCGCCUCUCGCCGCCGCCGCAGCUGCCCGAUGACGCCAUCCGAGACAUACUCCUCCGCACGCCGUCGGACGACCCCAGACGCCUCGUCCGCGCCUCCCUCUGCUGCAAGCCAUGGCGACAGAUCCUCUCGGAUCCGAUCUUCUGCCGCACCUACCGCGAGCUCCACCGCGGGACGCAGCCCUUGCUCGGAUUCAUCCACAACAAGGGCAGCGCGGAGAAGCCGCACCACUGCGUGCUGGUGCCCACCACCUCCUUCCGCCCGCCCGGCGGCACCCACCGCCGCAACUGGAUCGUGCUCGACUCCCGCCACGGCCGCGUCCUCCUCUACAGCUUCCCGCCCAAGCCAGACAUCCAGUUCGUCGUCUGGGACCCCAUCACGGACGAGCAGUGCCGACUCGUCCUGCCCGACUUCACCCACGGCUCCUGGAGCGCCACCGUGCUCUGCGCCACGGACGGCUGCGACCACGUCGACUGCCACGGCGGCCCCUUCCUCGUGGUCUUCGCGGGCCUCGACAGGCACGCCUUCGCUUCCGUCUACUCGUCGGUCUCCGGUGGCUGGAGCGACACCGUCUUCGUCGACUAUCCGGAUGCCGCCAUGGAGCAGUACCCUGGCAUGGAGUUCACGAGGUUCAUGGACAGCGGCCUCGGCUUCACUCUUCUACAGGGGAACACUGUCUACUUCCCUUGCAACAUGAGCAACCGAGUCCUCGAGUACAACAUUGCCGAAGAGCGGCUGUCGGUGAUCGACACCCAGUUCCACGACUACUACCAGUGGCACGCCGUCCUCGUCGCCCGCGGUCCAAGACGACGGCGUGCUUGUGUUCGCCGGCUUGGAGGAUUCCACCCUCCACGCGCGUGUGGUCGAGGGAGGCCGGCGAAGACGGCGCUGUGGAGUGGGCGCAGCGCAGGGUCGUCCAUCUCGACGUGCUGGUGCCCCGUCCUGGCUGCUGCAGCACGCCCGAUUGGGAUGGCAUGUCGGGUGGCCUAUUGGUUGGAUCCGCAAACGGCGUCAUCUUCCUCAGCACGCAUGCUGGAUCAUACACAGUUGACAUUACUUCAGGCCGAGUCAGCAAGUUAACCAACAUGAGAUUCACUGACAAAAUCAUCCCCUACACCAGCUUCUACACUCUAGAUCAUUCUAUGGGCAUAAAGCACCACUGCCUUGAACAUGUGAGCUCAUCAACAUGACUUGGCUGCCAUUUUGGUGGACUUUUCUUCGUUUGUUGGUUCUGCAUAUGCCCUAUGCAUGUCUCUGUCUGGAAGAGAAUGCGGACAUGAAGGUUGAACCAUCCUCUGUUGGUGGAAGUCAAAAUUUCAGACAGUGUUAUAGUAUGUUGAGUCCUGGAUAUGUACAAGGCACUAUAACUGUGUGUAUCUAUAUACAGUAUGCUCCUAACCAGCCUUUAUCUUCGAGACAAGUGGAGUUUUUGGGUAUGCAACUGGACUUUGUUUCAGUUAACGGCAGCGUUCAAGUGAGUGGGUAAUCUCUGUUUGUCUGGUGUAACUGAAUUAGCUGUAAGACUGUUAAUUUGGUCAUGCCGUGUGCUUUAAUUGUUUGCACUCUGCUGUAAUUGAGCCUAAUGACUACCUGUUAUGCUAAAUGA
Messenger RNA from Lolium perenne, 1694 nucleotides. RefSeq lists its product as uncharacterized. Gene Ontology annotation, molecular function: protein binding. The record is from RefSeq and is a predicted model, not a curated record. Lineage: Eukaryota; Viridiplantae; Streptophyta; Magnoliopsida; Poales; Poaceae.